CAUAUCCUGUCUAAUCUACACUACGCAUAAACAACAAAAUCCCAACAAAAAAACAAAACAACAACGAUAGUACUAUGGUUCCAUGCAGACAUACACACACACACAAUAAUAUAAAAAUCACCAGAAUAUAAAAAAUGCAGGGGGUAAACCAUGACCAAAGACAUGCACAAGAUCAAAUAAAAUUGGAGAUAGCAACCAAAAAAUAAUUUAAAAUAAACUAGGAGUACACCCCAAGGGCCACCCUGCAAGUUGAAUUAAACCACUCUUCAUCUCAUCUCUCUCCCUCUCAUCGCCAUGGCCGCCUCCUCCUCCAUUUCCAUUUGCAUCACCACCUCCUCCUCCUCUUCUCCGAACCCUAAUUCCGACGAGCGGUGGUGGUGCUAGCGAGCGAGCUUGAUCUCCAUGCGUCGGCGCUAGCUCCACCGGCGGCCAUGCCUCACCGACGACGCCUGCUUAACCCGGCGCCGUCACUGCCGCCGCCGCCGGCUGCUGCUCCGGCCGGCUUCCACCACCACCUCCUCGCCGUCGACGACACGCGGCUGCCGCUGCUCGCCGACUACGCGCUGCUGCAGGGCGACGCCGCGGCGGCGCCGGCGUCCGCGGAGUGGAGCGCCGGGAGCGGGUUCACCGGCAUCUCCACCGACCCGGCCACCGCCACCACCGCCACGACGGCGUCCACCGCCACGGCGCCGGGAUCGGCGUCGAACCUGACGGCGGCGACCGCCGGAGGAGGAGGGAGGGAGACGUGGGUCCGCCGCGCCAGGGAGGGCUACUACCUCCAGCUCUCCCUCGCCAUCCGCCUAACCUCCGAGGCCUUCCUCGCCGGCGUCCCGCCCGAGCUCCUCAUCGGCUGCGGCGGCGGCGGCGAAGCCGAGAACCACGCCGACGUCGCGGCCGAUGCCGCCGCUGUCUCCUACCGGCUCUGGGUGAACGGGUGCUUGUCGUGGGGGGACAAGAUCGCGCACGGGUUCUACAACAUCCUGGGGGUGGACCCGCACGUGUGGGCGAUGUGCAACGCUGCGGCGGAGGACGGCCGGCGGCUGCCGACGCUGGUGGCGCUCCGGGCGGUGGACAGCGGCGAGUCGUCGGUGCUGGAGGUGGUGCUCGUCGACAAGUGCGGCGACCCAGCGCUCGCCGACCUCGAGCGCCGGGCCCUCGACCUCUACCGCGCCGCCGGCGUCUCCCUCGACCUCGUCCGCCACCUCGCCGUCCUCGUCUCCGACCACAUGGGGGGCGCGUUGCGGUCGGAGGACGGGGACCUGUUCAUGCGGUGGAAGGCGGUGAGCAAGCAGCUGAGGAAGCGGCACAGGUGCGUCGUCGUCCCCAUCGGCAGCCUCUCCAUCGGCUUCUGCCGCCACCGCGCCAUCCUCUUCAAGAGCCUCGCCGACUUCAUCGGCCUUCCCUGCCGGAUCGCGCAGGGCUGCAAGUACUGCUCCGCGCCGCACCGCUCGUCCUGCCUCGUCAAGAUCGACAACGAGAGAAGGGAGUACGUCGUCGACCUCGUCGUUGAGCCGGGAAGACUCAGCAGUCCAGACUCGUCUAUCAAUGGCCAGUUGCUCUCCUCCGUGCCUUCACCUUUCAAGACCUCAUGUACAAUGAGUUCUGCAAACUAUGCAACACCGGCUGCUUCGUGGAAUCGCGCGAUAUCUGGAGAUCGUCGCAACUCGAUACUGUCAAAUCCUCAGUAUUCAGUUGCUAAGUACUGUGUUGCCGAGGAGAAGAGCUCUGUUCAGGUAGCCACCAAAGAAGCCAUGCUGCCAAAAUGCGGUCAGAUCACGCAGAACGGCAACUGCAACAAGAACAGUAUGGCAGUGUUCGAAGUGUCGAAGCAGAUGAAGGCGAUGGAGAUCAGUUCUGAGAGUGGCGAUAAGGACAACAUCUCCAGUGCUACGCCUCUGAAACGGCUGAGCAUCGAGCCGUCUUUCUGCGCCGAUUGGCUCGAGAUUUCAUGGGACGAGAUCGAGCUAAAGGAACGCGUAGGCGCCGGUUCGUUUGGAACUGUGUAUCGUGCUGACUGGCACGGCUCUGAUGUUGCAGUGAAGGUGCUUACUGACCAGGAUGUCGGCGAAGCUCAACUGAAAGAAUUCCUUAGAGAGAUUGCAAUCAUGAAGCGUGUUCGCCAUCCGAAUGUGGUGUUAUUCAUGGGUGCAGUGACAAAAUGCCCACAUUUGUCGAUAGUAACAGAGUAUCUGCCCAGAGGGAGCCUCUUCCGUCUCAUCAACAAGGCAUCUGCUGGAGAAAUGCUCGAUUUAAGGCGUCGUUUGCGCAUGGCGUUAGAUGUUGCGAAAGGCAUCAACUAUCUCCAUUGCCUGAAUCCUCCAAUUGUACAUUGGGAUUUGAAAACGCCAAACAUGCUGGUGGACAAGAACUGGUCCGUGAAGGUAGGUGACUUUGGCUUGUCCAGAUUUAAGGCGAAUACCUUCAUAUCCUCCAAAUCAGUUGCUGGAACACCAGAAUGGAUGGCACCAGAAUUUCUUCGUGGCGAGCCAUCAAACGAAAAGUGCGACGUGUACAGCUUUGGAGUGAUCUUAUGGGAGCUCAUGACAAUGCAGCAACCAUGGAAUGGCCUAAGCCCUGCACAAGUAGUAGGAGCAGUUGCAUUCCAGAACAGAAGGCUCCCAAUUCCACAAGAGACAGUCCCUGAGCUAGCUGCUCUUGUUGAAUCCUGCUGGGAUGAUGAUCCAAGGCAGCGACCGUCGUUUUCGAGCAUCGUGGACACGCUGAAGAAGUUGCUCAAAUCGAUGCUUGGUGGCUCAUGACGAAUACUGAAGACUGUUGGUCGCCUUCUUAUUUUUGUUCUCCCUGUUAAUGUUAAUCUACAGCAAACAAUAAGUUGGUAAGUCAGUUGCCUUAAAGGCAUCUGAGUUCUCUACAGAAAGGAGAGGAUAGUUGAAGCAGCACAAGUCCAAUGCUGCAUCGAGUUCGUUAGGUCACCUUUUUUUUUUCCUCCGUUUUCCGCAUGAGAAACUAAUAUCUAAAAAAUAUUGUUUUUUGCUCCUCUUUUUCUCUGGAUUGAAUUUUGUACAGUGCAUACAAAUUUGAAAUUAAUGUGCAGAAUUCAGAUGGUCA
Oryza sativa Japonica Group (Japanese rice) is the source of this 3069-nucleotide messenger RNA. RefSeq names its product serine/threonine-protein kinase CTR1. Gene Ontology annotation, molecular function: ATP binding; protein kinase activity. The record is from RefSeq and is a predicted model, not a curated record. Gene Ontology annotation, biological process: signal transduction; protein phosphorylation. Gene Ontology annotation, cellular component: cytoplasm. NCBI's taxonomy places the organism in Eukaryota, Viridiplantae, Streptophyta, Magnoliopsida, Poales, Poaceae.